Boleophthalmus pectinirostris (great blue-spotted mudskipper) is the source of this 1810-nucleotide messenger RNA. RefSeq names its product family with sequence similarity 219 member B (gene fam219b). The transcript has 6 exons. The coding region runs from base 130 to 708 and encodes 192 amino acids. The record is from RefSeq and is a predicted model, not a curated record. NCBI's taxonomy places the organism in Eukaryota, Metazoa, Chordata, Actinopteri, Gobiiformes, Gobiidae.
UCUUGGUCCUUAUGGUCGGUAGGCGUCCUGAUCCUAUUUCUGCUCCAUCCUCCGUAGCAAUGCAGGAGGGAGCUGAUAGCUGACUAAAGCAGAUGGAAUACCUUUUAUAAUGGCGCUGUUGUGGCUUGAAUGUUGACAACUACCGCAAGGAUGAUGAACGAUAUUUUAGAGGAGCCCGAGAAAGACAACCUCCUAGAGGCGUUACCGAAGGCUCAAGUUUCGACGGGCCCCAGUAGCAGUACAAGACCUAAGAAUGCCGAGGUAAGUAUACGGCCAAUGGAAAAAAGAGGACCCUACAUCAUGUCAAGAGCUCCAGCUAUCCACCACAAACUCCAGAAGCACAGGGAGAUGGCAAGGAAAGCCCUAAAAAAGAAGGCCCUCUCGCCAGGACCUCCAGUUUUGCAUCAGCCUAGACAAAGUGGUAAAAGGAAAAUGAAGUAUAACAAAGGAUAUACUGCUUUGAGUCAGCAUGCAGAAGAGACUUUGGUUGCACUGGAGUCUGACAGUGAGGAAGAGAUUGAUUUUGAACAUUAUUCCUCAGGAUAUUCCUCAGCUGAGGUUCAUCCUGACCUAAGUAAACAGCUGCUUAAGGAUGGUUAUAAUCUCGAUGAGAUUCCAGAUGAUGAAGACUUGGACCUUAUCCCUCCCAAAGCCAUGGGUUCUUCAUUGUGUUGUUGCUCUGAAGGGCCGUCUUGCUCCAUGCAGUGAAGCUGGUGCUAUUGCCCGGUCUUCAUAUUUUCUGAGAGGCCCACAUUUCUAGGACCUCCAUUUCUGAAGCCAAAAUGUUUAUGAUAACAGGACUUUUUAUCACCCAGUGUAAUUGCACAAUGAACAUGGACACCUACAAGAGCAAGCCUUAUCCACUGUGACCCCUAUUUUUAUACAGCUGCAAAAAGUACUAACAGUGUCUUCUCAGUGUGUUUGCUUUUGGACCCUGUUGACCAACUGAAGACUGGUUACUGUCUGUCCCUUUUCAUGACCAUGAACGCAUCUGCACUAUGUGUGUAAGGGACAAAUCAGAUGUGAUCCAUAUGUUUUAUUGAGGUUACAGUUUUAGUUUUGUACUGACUAACCAAAGUGUUAUAUAGCAACUGCUAAUGUAAGUAUUCUGUUCAUUAACAACAAAUUGCAAUUAUUGUCACUAUACCUCACAGCACUUUUUGUUCAUGAUUUUUGCAUUGCAAACUUUAUUUUUUCCAUACAUUCUUUCACUAAAUCUAAUUACUAAAUGUACCUUUUUAAAAAAGUAUGUUAUUGACCUAGCAAGUUCAUUUAUUGUUUUUCACACAUGUAAGACCAAAAGUUUAGUUUUUUUAAAACCUAAUUUUAAAAAUUUUAAUGCGCAAAGCUUUUAUAUUUAAGUAUUUAUUUAUUGUUAUUAUUAUAGUAUGUCUUUUGUUUUUCUUUUUUUUAAAUGACCACUUUUACUGGACUUUUUCUUUUAGUUGCAACAUUUUGCUGGCAUGGUUCUCAUGUUUGCUUUAUAUAUAUUGUUACUUCAAACUGACAAUGAAAUUAACCACAUAGCUAAUAGUUAUUGUAUGAAUUAUGAUAAUGAAAACUGUAUCUCUAAGAACGCCUUAAAGCUGUGUCAGAAUAAAUGAUAAUGAUUUGUGUAAGAACAAUUGGAAAGUUGCAUUUUGUGUUCAGAUGUUAAUUGAUUAGAGGAAAAAUGUUCACCCAAGUUCAGACAUUGCAUAGUGUGACUCUGAACAACUCUUACACAUCUGUACUAUGCAAAUACUGGGACAAUCUGUGUUAAACUGUAUAUGACAUUGUGAUAAGUGUAAAAUACAAUAUUUCAAUCUGC